Molecule: messenger RNA, 746 nt
Organism: Selaginella moellendorffii
Lineage: Eukaryota; Viridiplantae; Streptophyta; Lycopodiopsida; Selaginellales; Selaginellaceae
Product: peptide methionine sulfoxide reductase MsrB
Exons: 5
Coding region: 81-659 (192 amino acids)
Biological process (GO): protein repair; response to oxidative stress
Cellular component (GO): cytoplasm
Molecular function (GO): peptide-methionine (R)-S-oxide reductase activity
Source: RefSeq, a predicted model, not a curated record
CUGUGUGUGUAAAGUCCUUCUAUCGUGGCGGUGGCGCGAGGAAGGAGAAGGAGAAAUAUCGAGCUCUAGCUAGCCCUAAAAUGCGAAGCGUGGCGAGCUCUCGCAUUGUUGGGUCGAUUGGGGCGUUCGAUCGCUGGAAUUCAGCUGGAAUCGCGGCGCAGAGGCCCGCAUUUGUGGCCAGCGGCUGGAAUCGGCGGCGAAUCAUGGGCGCGUCGCAGUCGUCGAGGGAUUCAUCCGGCGGGCCUUCGGUCAGCGCAGAGGGAGCGGAAUUUAAAUCCGUGAGCGACACGGAGUGGAAGGAAAAGCUCACGGACGAGCAGUUCUACGUCACGAGGCAAAAGGGGACCGAAAGAGCUUUCAGCGGGAAGUACUGGAACACCAAGACUGCUGGGAUCUACGAGUGCAUUUGCUGCGGAACACCACUCUUCAACUCCAUCACCAAAUUCGACAGUGGCACGGGGUGGCCCUCGUACUACGAGGUGAUUGGAAACAAUGUCAAGAGCGAGAGCGACUGGUCCAUCCCGUUCAUGCCUCGCACCGAAGUCAAGUGUUCCAAGUGUGAUGCUCACUUGGGGCACGUCUUUGACGACGGCCCUCCUCCCACUGGAAAACGCUAUUGCAUCAACAGCGCUUCGCUCAACUUGAAACCGAGCGGAUAGAAAAUCCAUCCUUUUAACGAUGUCUUCAUAUAGUUAUAAAAAGAAUUAUGUUCAAUAGUAAUAAAAUAUUUGAAGAAUAUUUUUUAA